Molecule: messenger RNA, 2911 nt
Organism: Dromaius novaehollandiae (emu)
Lineage: Eukaryota; Metazoa; Chordata; Aves; Casuariiformes; Dromaiidae
Gene: CATSPERB
Product: cation channel sperm associated auxiliary subunit beta
Exons: 19
Coding region: 1-2481 (826 amino acids)
Cellular component (GO): cilium; CatSper complex
Source: RefSeq, a predicted model, not a curated record
AUGGAUGGUGAGAAAGCAAGGUCUAAAGCAAUCAAAUUGUACCUAGAUUCACAAAAUCUGCAAACUGAAGACAAUGCAGGUACUUGGGACAUUGAUAUCCCCAGAGUAAACAUUACAUAUAAUACCGACGUUGCUCCAAUAGAGGAAUGGUUUGUAAAAUUCAGAAUGCAUCAUGGAUUAAAUAUGUUUACCACAGAAGGAACAUUACUGGAUAUUCUCAGAGAACCAAUUCUUCAGUGGGAACUUGGUGAAAAAAUAACCCCUGAAGGCCUUGAUGCUGUGAUACCUCAUGUAAUGAAUAUCACAUUGUCAGAAUCUCCUUGUGCUAAUGAUGUGGCAGUUAUUGCUCUCAUCUGUAAUGCUACAGCUCGAGGUGUAUAUGUAGGCAUUACCGACUCUGGAUUUGCGUAUGACAAAACAAAGUGGUUCAAUAUGACAAACAACCUGUGUCCCGAAUGGGAGGAUGUCUGCGAUGGCCUGUCACUUCUGAAUAUAAUCUUAACGAAUCACCGUUUAGUAGUGCUCACAACAAUGGGCUUAUUUAUCAGUGAAGACCUAUGCCAUCCUACUGGAAAAAUCCUAAAAUUCACUAACGUGACCUUUUGUGGCUUUGAAAUGAUGUCAACCUGCUUUUAUAGUUAUGAUCCCUUCCAUAAUUGGUCAAGUUGCCUUCUGCGAAGAUUCUAUGGCAAAAAGAGAUUUUCCAAAAAACCAAUAGCAUUUCUGAUUGAUUAUCAGCAGAAUACAGGAGUCGGUAUUUAUAAGAUUCAGAAAAAGUCAAUGGUUGCUGUUUACAAGAUAAGAAAUCGCAGACUGCAAAAGAAUACAAAAUUUCCAAUGUUUGAAUUUCCAAACACUAGUUUUUUGCCAUGUGGAAUGUUUUUCCACCCAGAAACUCAUUUUCUGUAUGUUUAUGGAAAUGAGGUGUGGUUAUCCAGUGAUGGAGGCAAUUCUUUUCACUUAUUAAUCAGUCUGGAAAAUGAAAAAAUUGUAAAAACAAAGACGUGUGUGUACACUCAUUCAGUUGCAUUUGUGAGUGAUAAGGGAAGCAUUUUCUUCAGUAAGGCGGGUAAAGAUGGAUUUAGAAUCACUGAUGUGGAAAAGACAGUGGUGAUUCCAGGGAGCAGCAGCUUCCUAAUCAUGGCCGUUCUGGACAAUCAGACUGCAAUAGCAGAGCCCACCAUGCCUAACAAGGUGCCUUUCAACAUAAGCUUUCCAUCCAAGCAAUGGUUCAUGCAUAACUUUGGUACUAUAAAUGGAAAAAAAUGGGACCUGAAGUUAGACACAUGCAGAUAUUCAAUACAAGAGCAUAACCAUAUAGCAAAGAAUGCCAUUAAAUACUUGGAUCUGGACACAACUUACAAUUUCAUGUUCAGAGUAACCCCUCAAUAUACAGCCUAUCCAAUGUUUCAAAUGCGACUAAUAAGCCUUGUCAUUGGCAAUCCAUCACUACUGGAAGUGACUACAAAAGAGUACUGGGAUGAAAUUGAUAGUUACAUACUGGAAUUCUCUGUUUCCAACAAAUUUUACAAGCAAGGUAAAUCUUCAAUAGCUGUGAUUAUCCCAGAGGCAUCAUGUAUUUGUGAAACAUCAGCAUAUAUUAUAACACUGAAGACUGGCUGCUUAUAUGGGAAAUCAAUUCAUUACAUUUCUCCAGUUCCAGUGACUGCUGAGCUGUGGCUACAGAAAGCUCCAAAAGAUGAAAAUGGUUUUCUUAUCCUAAAAGAAUUGCCGGUAAACUACAGACCUCCAUCUGUACAUGGAAUAGCUAUUCCAAUCAGUGAUAACUUUUAUAAUGCAGAUCCCAGCAAACCAAGAAUGAGAAACUAUUUUAAGAUUUCAAAAGAUUCUGGAUUCUACAAGAAGUGUGCUAACAAGUCAUCUAGAGCUGAAUGCAACUGUACCUUGGCUGAGAAAAUGUCUUCACUUGCAGCUUUCUCAGACUGUACAGAGAAGGUUCUAAGAAUGAGGUAUCCAGUUACAAAGCUUCCAAUCCAUUUCAACCUUAAGCAUUCGAAUUCUAUUAAAAAUCUGUCAUUUCCUUAUUUUGUCACAAUUACCGAAGUCAACCAAAGGACAAACUGGGAAGUCAAAGGUAUCAAUGAAACAUCAGGCAUAUUAAAAAUAAGAUUCUAUUUAACAAAAAAGCUCCACACUACUGUGUAUAGUCCAGAUUCUCUGAUCUUAAACUUACAUGGAUCUGAGCUUUUCCAUUUCAAGGUAUCAACUGUUCCUGGAGUUUCCCACUGUAACUUAUCUGAUGAAUUUCAGAUUUAUGUUGAUGAUGCUCCACUGGCCUUUCCAGGACAAUAUCUUAUUAGUGCAUUAACAGCUUUAUUAAUAGGGAGCAUUAUCUUUGUGGCAUUUCUUAUACAACUAUAUGAUAUAAAUGUAUGGGAUGAAGCAAAACAUAAAUUUGGACGAUUCAAUAAAGUAUCACCAUCACAGAAUUCAAAUACUGCAACUGCUACUUCUGCCUAGGUGAAGGAGCAGUGUUUUUGAAUUAGGUACAGGAAGAUACCCAAGAGGAAAAGAUUUCUUUCACUGCAUGUUUAUUGAAUCUGUUACAGAUGUUUCAUGUUAUUUUAAAAGUAGCUUCUGAUUUGAUAAUGAUAUAUUACUAACUUUCUGAGAUUUAUAUUUUACAUAUAUAACUUCUUGAUUAGAAUUUAUCAUUUCUAAAGUUUUUUUGAAAUCUCCAGAAAAUGUAUGUUCGUAAGAUCUUUUGUUAUGAAGAUUUCAGAAAACAUAAAGAAUUAUUUUCUCACCUUACUAUCUGUAGUCAGUACUAAACAUAAGUAAACAGCUAGAACCGAGGUAUACUGCUUUUCUUAUAGAUUCUGUCAUGAGUAUUUUCUCAGACAACUUCCAAUACCCAUGAAAACUGUAAAACUGCAUAAAUAAAGCCUUC